AUGGCGGAACAGCUUUUGGACCAGGUCCGCGAUCUCGCCGAGGGCCAGAUUGACUUUGAGGGGCAGAAGCUGGCCGACACUCUCGCGACGGUCAUGUUGAGCGUCGCUGGGGCCCUCUCUCUCUUGAUCGGAUACUUCCUCCAGGACAUCAAGCUCGCCGUCUAUAUCGGUCUCGGAGGAACCGCCCUGACCUUCGUCGUCGUCGUGCCCCCGUGGCCCUUUUUCAACCGCCACCCUGUCAAAUGGCUCCCUAUUGGCGGAGGAUCGACAUCAGUGGCAACACCACAGAACAUCGUCAUAGAUGAGAAGGCACUGCUGAGGUGA
This is a messenger RNA of Gaeumannomyces tritici R3-111a-1, 324 nucleotides long. Its product is annotated as microsomal signal peptidase 12kDa subunit. Gene Ontology annotation, cellular component: endoplasmic reticulum membrane; signal peptidase complex. Lineage: Eukaryota; Fungi; Ascomycota; Sordariomycetes; Magnaporthales; Magnaporthaceae. The record is from RefSeq and is a predicted model, not a curated record. Bases 1 to 324 code for a protein of 107 amino acids. Gene Ontology annotation, biological process: protein targeting to ER. The transcript has 3 exons.